CCUUCUUACACUUCAAAGAAUUGGCAGGGUAUUGAAAUAGCUCACUCAGGUCACGUGAUUGCCGCCCAUAGCACGUCCAGACCCAGACCCAGCCGGUUAAGCCCCAAGUAUUUCCGUAUAUCUCUCUCUCUUCACCAGUCACCUUCCGAGCAAAUAUCACCACCACACUUACGGUCGGCUACCAGCUCUUUCACCACAAAAAUCCUGCUACCUGUUUAUCGCAGAAAUGUCACAUAUCAUUCAUAAUUCAAUGGCUUGACCCGAAUAACUCGAACAAAGAACGAUGUUCUACAACGCCCUCAUCCGAACCCACCACAUCACCUCCCGCAAAAAGGUGUCUGCGCUGAAACGCGCUGCCGAUAUACACAAUUGCUUCGUGCUUCUACGCUCCGGUGGUUGUCCAGGGAUAAUGUAUGUCGAGGCGAGAGACCAAACCGCUGUUGAGUCUUGGGUGACUGUCGUUCGAAAACUUCGGUACAAGGAUUUUCAACUAGCCAUGCGACCAGGACCCCUCCACGACGAGAAUCAGACAGACCUUCGUGAUCAGAAGCAGUCACACCACCAGACAAGAAUGAGGGAUAUAAGAGCCGGUGUAUCUGAGGUAGAAACCGUCAAGGAGUUUGGGAGUUUAAUGGAACAACGAGGUGUCUGGAAAUGGUGGAGAAAGGGGAUGGGAUACGUUGGUUGAUUUUGCGAUCGCUGCAAGUGCAUACUCAACUCAUGGAUUGGGCUCUCCUGAUGGCUACCUAUGCCCGUGAAUAUCGUCCAGUCCGGCUCUCUGCAAGAUCUGAGACCCUGGACUCGCGGUUUUGAAAUCAGCAUACUGGUCAUCACAAUUGGA
Messenger RNA from Aspergillus piperis CBS 112811, 841 nucleotides. RefSeq lists its product as uncharacterized. The record is from RefSeq and is a predicted model, not a curated record. Bases 284 to 688 code for a protein of 134 amino acids. The transcript has a single exon. NCBI's taxonomy places the organism in Eukaryota, Fungi, Ascomycota, Eurotiomycetes, Eurotiales, Aspergillaceae.